Messenger RNA from Prunus persica (peach), 659 nucleotides. RefSeq lists its product as uncharacterized. The coding region runs from base 207 to 368 and encodes 53 amino acids. The transcript is spliced from 3 exons. The record is from RefSeq and is a predicted model, not a curated record. Lineage: Eukaryota; Viridiplantae; Streptophyta; Magnoliopsida; Rosales; Rosaceae.
CUGGAUGUUAAGCGCAUUUCCGAAUCCAGCAACCCGACCUUUUUUCAGUUCGGAUCCAAGAUACAGAUACAUUAUACAUAGAAGAAACUAGUGGAGCGGAGUGGAGAGCAGACUGAACCACCGCUCAAGCUCAGGGGUUGCAAUCUGAUUAGGGUUUUGCUGCAAGCACUCGACGAGUUAAGCUGAGAUUUUCAUCACCGAAUCCAAUGGCACCACCUCCAGGCCCUUACUCUGGCACCAGCACCCUCGCAUUGGUUGCUCGUGCAUCGGCCUUCACUUUCGGUCUGGUUUAUGGAAGCGUGAAGCUCAGGGUUCUCAAGAUGAAGGCCAAGUCACAUAAGAAAGCUGAAGCCAAGGCUAAACAUUGACGGGCUGAAGUCGUUAGCAGGGCAAGAUCAUUAGAAAUUUUUGCCAGAAGAACGUUUAUUUUAUGAUUAGUUAGUAAUAUUACAUUGACCAACUCCUACCCUUUAGAAGCUUCAACCAUAGGCUGAGUGCCAGCCUUUUCGGAUUGUUGUUUUGUAGUUGCAUAACUAGUAUCCUUGAAGAAGCUAUGUGUAAGAGUGGUCUUUGCUCCUGUUUCACUCUUUUAUUUUUAGUUCAAUCGUUGGCAUUUUUUGUGUAGUCUUGAUUCUUGAAAGCAAAUUUUUUAUGUUUUA